This is a messenger RNA of Eimeria mitis, 1035 nucleotides long. Its product is annotated as alpha-glucosidase II, putative. The transcript has 5 exons. The record is from RefSeq and is a predicted model, not a curated record. Lineage: Eukaryota; Apicomplexa; Conoidasida; Eucoccidiorida; Eimeriidae. The coding region runs from base 1 to 1035 and encodes 344 amino acids.
AUGGAAUACUCUCUUUUGGGGGACCCCGUAAUUCGCCCCACGUGGUGGCUGGACGCAGACAGCAGCAGCAACAGCAGCAACAGCAGCAGCAGCAACAACAGCAGCAGCAGCAACAGCAGCAGCAGCAGCACACAGUCGUUUCUUUUGGGCAGCCAGGUGUACAUACAGCCCAUCGUCCACUCCAUGCUCACAGACAGCACUCAUCAGCAGCCGCAGCAGCAGCCGCAGCAGCAGCAGCAGCAGCAGCAGCAGCAGCAGCAGCAGCAGCAGCAGCAGCAGCAGGAGAAGCUGCCGCAGCAGAAGCAACAGCAGCAGCAGGCAAUUGAGUUACAUCUACCCCGUGGAUUUCUCUGGUACGACGCUGAGACGGGUGCGGUUUGCUGCAGCGCGAGCAGCUCAGGGCAGCCUCCGGCAGAGGCAGAAGCAGAGUGCGGCGCAGCAGCAGCAGCAGCAGGCCGCAGCAGCAGCAGCAGCAGCAGCAGCAGCAGCAGCAGCAGCAGCUUUCCUCUGACGCUGCGACGCAUCCCAGUGUUUGUGAGAGGCGGCUCCGUCAUCGCCACGAGAGAAACGGCGACGCCCUCGGCCCUCCUCGGCCUACAAACCCCCCUCACGAGCUCGCUUGCUGCAGCAGCAGCAGCAGCAGCAGCAGCAGCAAGACAGCAGCAGCAGCAGCAGCAGCAGCAGCAGCAUAGAAAGGGGGAGCCGCCUGCUCGUCUGGCCUGCAGCAGCGCCGCUGCCCCUGCUGCAGCAGCGACUCCGGAGCAGCAGGCAGCAGCAAAAGAGCAGCAGCAGCAGCACGAGGCGAUCCGUGCACGCCUGGCAGAACUCCUGCAGCAGACAACGGAGGCAGACGAACUGCAGCAGCAGCAGCAGCAGCAGCAGCAGCAGUUUGCUGCUCCUUGCUACCGCGUGCUUGUCGCUACCCCCGGGUUGUCUGCUGCUGAUCCCUCUUGGGCGCCUUGCUACCGCGUGCUUGUCGCUACCCCCGGGUUGUCUGCUGCUGAUCCCUCUUGGGCGCUGGAGCUGCUGCUGUAG